Molecule: messenger RNA, 1349 nt
Organism: Musca domestica (house fly)
Lineage: Eukaryota; Metazoa; Arthropoda; Insecta; Diptera; Muscidae
Product: damage-control phosphatase ARMT1-like
Exons: 6
Coding region: 145-1299 (384 amino acids)
Biological process (GO): DNA damage response
Cellular component (GO): nucleus; cytoplasm
Molecular function (GO): phosphatase activity
Source: RefSeq, a predicted model, not a curated record
UAUUUUUCUUAGCGAUUGCAUGUCCCAGCGCAGCGCAGUAUUACGUAAAAAAAAAAAUAAAAAACAUUUUCUGUUUUACAUAUUCUGCCAAAGGAAGAGGAGAGAUUUUUUGAAAUCAGAUAAGUAAGGAUAGAUUGAAAUAACAUGUCGCUGCCAUCGGCUGAUAUAUCCUUUGGGUUGGAAUCCAUUGAAAAACUGAAAACCCAAGUGGAAAACAAUGGAAGAUUGGAGAAGAUUGCAUCCAAAGCUCCUGAUGUCGACAUUUGGAAUAACUUCAUUGCAAAUUUACCAGAAAAUGCAUCCUUUUUCAACAUUUGUUGGUUGUAUGCUGAAUGUUACCUUUACAGGCGGAUAUAUUCUGUGUUCGAGGCAACCAAUACUAUGGCACAAUACGAUUAUUUUGGACCUCAAAAAAUGAAAGCCCUACAGAUGUCCGAUCAUGUCAUGGAGGAGUUAAUACAAACUACCGACAAUUGCGAAAAUACCUGUGAAACAUUUUGCCACAUGCUAAAGCUCAAUCUCUGGGGUAAUAAAUGUGAUUUGUCUUUGAGUUCGGGCAAGGAUGUCAAACCGCUGGAAAAUCUAAGCCAACUCAUUGUUAGUCUCAACACCAAUAUAUUGGUCGAUGACAGUGCCGCCAUUUGGAACUGUCUGAAUCAGCAGCCGGCGCAGCAGCAACAGGUUGCCGAUACCAAGUAUGUUGAUCUGAUAUGUGAUAAUGCUGGUUUCGAACUAUUUACCGACUUACUUCUUGGUCAGUACCUGUUGCAAAAUGCAUUGGCAAAAGUUGUGCGCUAUCAUGUCAAGGCAAUGCCGUGGUUUGUUUCCGAUACCAUGGCGCAAGAUAUACACAAAACUUUGAAAUACCUAGAGGGCCACAAGUCGCACGUUUUAAGGGAUUUCGGUAAACGAUGUAGCAAAUAUUUUGAAGAGGGUGCAUUUCAAAUUGCCGAAGAGAGCUACUUUUGGACAACGCCCUACGAAUUUUACAGAAUGAGCGAAAUUAAUCCCAAAUUAUACAAGGAUUUGUCAACGUCAUCACUGUUAGUGUUUAAAGGUGACCUAAACUAUCGCAAAUUAUUGGGCGAUUUCAAUUGGAAUUUCAGCGAUGAUUUUCGCAAAUGUUUACGUGGUUUCAAUCCCACCACACUUUGUACUCUGCGCACAAUUAAAGGUGAUCUGCUAUGUGGACUUAAACCAGAAUCGGUGAAGUGUCCCGACCUGGCCCGCCAAUUGAGUGAGAGCAAAAAUGAUUGGAUGUUCACGGGGAAUUAUGCAGUUAUACAGUUAUUGUUGUAAUGUGUUAAUGUUUUUUAAUUAAAUAUAUAUGUAUUUGUUAAACAAAAAAA